AUGGGUCUAUGCUGUUCGAGCGAGUCGACACAAGAGGCCACGGCGAAGCUGAUCUUGCAAGACGGGAGGAUGAUAGAGUUCACGAGCCACGUGAAAGUAGGAUACGUUUUGCAGAAGUAUCCCAUCUAUCAGCUCGUGCUUCCUCUCCGUUGGCUUCGUGAGCCACUUGGAGCGGAUGAGAUGGCUGCAUUGGCUGUUAAAGCUAGCGCUGCGCUCGCAGGUGGGAAACGUAUAGAUCCUAUUGUCUCUGGUAAGUCUCGGAUGAGAUUUGGGUCUAGUGAUGAUACGGUGGGAUCGGGAUGUGUUAGAAGGAAAGAAAGAGAUGGUGACGGUGGUGGUGGUGGUAGUGGUAGUGGUAGCACUAGUAGUGGCCGGAGGAGGAGAUAUAAUGCGUUGGAGUUGAGAUCGAUAGAAGAGUGA
Messenger RNA from Eruca vesicaria subsp. sativa (arugula), 420 nucleotides. Lineage: Eukaryota; Viridiplantae; Streptophyta; Magnoliopsida; Brassicales; Brassicaceae. The record is from the annotation of a GenBank genome assembly.